CGCGCAUAAUUUUAAAUGUAAAAAACAAAGAGAACCGAUGGAGUACUUCUUUACUUGGAUAAAAUUAUGACCAAUAAGAUAAAAAAAAUAAAUAAAUAAAAAGGAAACGGAUAUUUCUCUAUUGCUCUCUUUCUCAAUUUCCCAUUGUAGCGCACUCCACAUUCUCCAUUAAUAUUUCUGUCCUCCGUUGAAGCAGCUUCUGAGUUGUAGGGCUGAUGAAUCCUGAAGAUGAACAGACAGUGUACAUUUGGUAUGCAGGGAUCUAGCUGAUAUAUGUUUAUAUGCUUUCAUUAGCCUGGCCAUAUUCAAUUAAGGAAUAAAUUUAGUACGUCGAUAUCAUGAAUUCUUUCUCAUUAUCCUCAUCUUUCUUGUGUCCAUCAUCCUACCCACAACCUCCACUUUCUAAUAGAUUAAUACUCCAUUCUAAUUGCCUCCACCAGUAUUCUCAAAGCCGAUGCAGUUAUUUUCGUCGCUCUGUUGGAGUUUCCUAUAAUCAGUUUUAUUCUCCCCAUGUAUGCUACUCAUUAGUUUGUGCUGCAACUCCACAAGAAGGGGUUGUUGCUGUUAUGAACUUUGAUGAGUUAGUUGAGAAAGAUUGGUCAUUCCUUGAAUCUGGCAGCACAAGUUCUAAGGAAGAACAUGACAAUAAGACUGACCAAAUCAUCUCUGCUGGAAAAAUUGUGGAGACCUCAAAGGUCCUGGUUUCUAUAGGUUCAGAUGAAUUUGUUGAUCAGUUGGUCAACUCUUCUCCAUCCCAACUUUUGCUAAUCGUUCAUGAGUCCCUCCUAUCACUUGCAUGUAUUAAAGAGAGGCAUGACAAAGUUAAGUGUUGGCAAGGAGAAUUAAUAUAUGUACCUGACAAGUGGGCUCCCUUGGAUGUUGUUUUCCUUUAUUUCUUGCCAGGUUUGCCUUUUAAACUCGACGAGAUCUUCAAAACACUUGCUAGUCGCUGUGCACCGGGUGCAAGAGUGGUGAUCAGUCAUCUCCAAGGUAGGCAGUCAUUAGAGCAGCAACGACAACAAUACCCUGAUGUCGUUGUGUCUGACUUACCCGAGAAGAUGACUUUGGAGAAGGUUGCAUCUGACCAUUUAUUUGUGCUAAAGGAAUUUGUUGAUGAUUCAAUCUUUUAUCUGGCAGUUUUGGAGUUCAAGUUUUGAACUAUUUCGUUUUUGUGAAUUUUGUUGGAGGAAUAUGUUAUUGAUCCUGAUGUUACAACUUUUCAAAGCAGUGUUUGUGAAAUGGAUGAGUAGAAUGCAAAGCAUGAAAAUCAUCCAUUGCUAGUUAUGGUGGUUGUGAAUUUGUGAUAAUUUAAUUUAAUCUUCAGUUCUAAACAAUUUUGUGUUA
Chenopodium quinoa (quinoa) is the source of this 1344-nucleotide messenger RNA. RefSeq lists its product as uncharacterized. The coding region runs from base 339 to 1157 and encodes 272 amino acids. The transcript has 3 exons. The record is from RefSeq and is a predicted model, not a curated record. NCBI's taxonomy places the organism in Eukaryota, Viridiplantae, Streptophyta, Magnoliopsida, Caryophyllales, Amaranthaceae.